CUCUUCAAGCCAAGGUCAUGGACCAGGUCCCAUUGGCUAGGCACUGUACAAACAAUUAUACAUAAGGAUAAAACUGAUUUGGUGUUUAUGGUACAUGCCAGAUGAUUACUUAAAACUUCUGCAUAAAAAUCUCAUAUAAACCAUUACUCAUUUUAUGAAUUAAAAAAAAAAAAUAGAAGCAAGUCAGAAGAAGUGACUGCCUGCAACUUCUGGUAAAUGAUGGACAUGACAUCAUAUCAGGCAUUGCUUAAGUAAUUGAUCCUUGGAUCUACAAAGAGAGACAAUACAGACACUGACCAAUUGAAUGCAGGAAGACUCAAGAAGAAAUAAAGGAAUUUACUGCAGUAAAUUCCCAACAGAAGCAAUGUUUGUUGGCAUUCAACAAGCAAAUAAUUGCCCAAUAUGAAUUUAUCCAUGUUUCUGUAAAUUAUUUCCUAUUUGCUCUUAGAGAUAAGGCUUCCUAUAAAUAAAGUUCUAUUUUUCUUGUGAGAAUCCAUCAGAAAGAACUCAGUGUUUUCAGGGGCUUUGCAAUAUAGCACCGCCUAAAUAAGUGAACUAUGAAGUUCUACAACUGCAUGUUGCUUUUGUCCCUGGUACUCUGUGUCAGUGCCCAGAACUGGUUCACUGAUGCUGGAGCAUUCGUAAGGGAUGCUUACAGAGGCGCUGAGGAUAUGUGGCGUGCAUACAGCGACAUGCGGGAAGCGAAUUAUCAAAAUGCAGAUAAAUAUUUCCAUGCUCGUGGGAAUUAUGAUGCUGCCCAAAGAGGGCCUGGCGGUAAAUGGGCAGCAGAAGUUAUUAGUGAUGCUAGGGAAGGUUGGCAGGGUGGCAUUAGUGGCAGAGGAGCAGAAGACACACGUCAAGACCAGGAGGCAAAUGCAUGGGGCCGAAGUGGAGGAGACCCAAACCGCUACAGACCAGAGGGCCUUCCCUCGAAAUACUAAUGCAGUCUGUAAUACUUUACAAUGGUUCAAUUUUUCUACAAGCUGUGAAAAACCACAAUAAAUACAAUCUUAAAUUUC
Messenger RNA from Chelonoidis abingdonii (Abingdon island giant tortoise), 1019 nucleotides. The record is from RefSeq and is a predicted model, not a curated record. NCBI's taxonomy places the organism in Eukaryota, Metazoa, Chordata, Testudines, Testudinidae.